UGACAUUUUAAAUUUUGCUUUGUUUAUAAAAAUUAUACUCUGUUAAUGGAUUCUUAUCAAUGUUGAUCGUAAAAAAACUAAUGUGAAUAAUAAUAAUGGAUAAUAAACCCUCGUUGAGUCAGUACUUUAGCAGUACCGAGGUUCCGCCCGCAUCUCAAUUUUUCGAUGAAAUCGGAACAUCACCGUCGGAGAUGAUUCAAAGUGUUUAUUUAGGAGAAAACGAAGCCAAUACAACUAAGACAACGAAUGUAUUUUCACAAAAUGUGACUACAUCGUUUGUGCAAACUAAAGUAACACAGGAGUUGACCUUUGGUAAUGUUUUGCCAACUGUUAGUGGGUCUACGCCUAUCCCUGCCACUAGUUUGCCUGAUCCCUCGACAUUCUUUGAUACUAUCGGUCCGGAACCCCAAUUGGGAUCUGGUAAGAGUACUAUAGCAGUUCCUCCGGCUUUAAUUACUGAAGCAAUAGAUGGUUUAAGUAUUAAGAACCAACCUGUUGACAAGGAAGCAGACAGACGCAGAGAUGCUUGGAUACCUAGUGAAGAAGCUAAAAAAACUUUGUUAAAGGCUCAAUCAUCACCUGUAGGACCAUUCUUUCCUGAAAGAGAAGUACUUACUAUGCCUGGUUUGGUGCUGGAAGAAGAAUUGACAGAUGCACUACAAGAGGUGGCAGUGAAAUACCUCGGCGUCAGUUCAGCGGGGAGCCGCGGGGUAGUGCGCGCGGAACAUGUGAGCAGGGAUGAGGCCGGUUUGAGAGAGCUGCUCCGUACUGGAUACCUCCGGGCAGCUGUUAAUCUAACUGCUACAUUAUUAGCCGCUGCAGGUCAAGGUGUUGGUCGUAUGCACCGGCCAACGAAGCACACUCCCCGCUCGCUGCAGCUCUGGCUGACGAGGUUUGCAGUCAUGCUGCGUAUAAAACUUCACGAACCAUUGCUCAAAGAGGCUGAGCCCUUUGGAGAUCUCAGUAAACCAGAUAUGUUUUAUCAGUUCUAUCCCGAGUCAUAUGAGAAUCGAACCGGUUCUUUAGUACCCUUUUCCCUGAGGCUACUAAUCGCUGAAUUGCCAGGACACGUGGGCAAACCAGAGGAGGCAGCUGAUCGUCUGUAUGUUAUGUUGGAUAUUAUAGAGCAGAUGCUAUCGAAUCUACAGCAAGGGAAGACUGAAGAUGGUUCAGGAACUAUAACAGAGCCGGAUAAAUUGGAAUCAAUCAGAUUGUGGACCGGCAGGCAGACCAGAGUGUUGCAUUCUAUAGUCAAUUGUGCUAUUGCUCUAAAGGACUAUCGUUUAGCUAGUAAGAUAUUAGUAUCACUUCAAAAGGAAGCUUCAUCACCGGCGCAGAAGAGAGCGCUGUCGAGUGCACUCUGCCGCUUGUGGCUGUUAGCCGGACAUUUGAAGGCAGCUAUGUUACAUCUCGAAGAUGCUAGAGAAACGAGGCAUCAUUUAUGCCCAACACCAGAUGUUCGGGAAUACGUUGACUUAGGCCUAAUCGAUAUUGCGUACGGCAAAUACCAGGAUGCAUAUAACAAUUUCGCGAGAGCUGCAGAACAGGAACCAACCAAUAUAAUGGUGGCCAACAAUUUAUCAGUCUGUCUCCUCUACAUGGGUCGUCUAAAGGAAGCGAUCGCGGUACUCCAGAAAGCCAUCAACUCUGACCCUGAGAGAGGUCUCAACGAGAGCCUUUUGAUAAACCUUUGCACACUUUACGAAUUAGAAUCUUCUAAAACCAAUGAAAAGAAAUUAAAUCUCCUUAGAAUGUUGUGUAAACACAAAAGUGAUACUAUACCUAAUGUAUUAGAAUGUUUGAAGCUUGCUUAAGUUGCCUUUAGAAUCUAAAUACAGGAUACAUUGCAAUAAAAAGAUAUGUUUAAUUCAAAUUCCGACUGACUGUACCUUUACUCACUGUUGGUUUCUGAAGCCAAAAUCUUCGUAAAAAACCUAUUGUCAUCCCUGUCAUUAUCGUUGACAAAACAGAGAUAACAAUAUGUUUAGGUGUGUGGUCUCAGAAACCAACAACUAGAGAUAGAAUACGAGUCGAAUCCUUGCAAUCGGUUCAACGACAAUGUCAUUUAUUGUCUAUGGAUUUGUUUUGGGAAGUUUCAGUGUUCAAAUUGAUUAUACAAACAUGUCUGUUUUAAUUAGUCUGUGGUUAGAGUUAUAAAGGUUAUAUUGCUUAGAUAGGUUUGUUAUAAUUUCUUAUUUCCAUUGAAUUCAGCUGAAAACUAUACAUGAAACAUAUAAUGCUCUUGUCAGUCGGAUCAUAGAAUAUAAUUCAAAUGUCAAAGUGAAAGCUAAAAGUUUCUAUCUAAUGGUUCAUUUUAAGCGCAAUCCCUAGUGCCCUAAUUAUUUACCGAAAUAAGCAUAAAUAGAUUUUCAUUUAUUUAGAAUGUGUAAGAAAAAUAGAAUUACGUUACAUUUGAUUAUAUUAUUAUAUAAAUGUAGGU
Molecule: messenger RNA, 2440 nt
Organism: Papilio xuthus (Asian swallowtail)
Lineage: Eukaryota; Metazoa; Arthropoda; Insecta; Lepidoptera; Papilionidae
Exons: 11
Coding region: 96-1814 (572 amino acids)
Cellular component (GO): Golgi apparatus; TRAPP complex
Molecular function (GO): protein binding
Source: RefSeq, a predicted model, not a curated record